Messenger RNA from Tupaia belangeri chinensis (Chinese tree shrew), 8366 nucleotides. RefSeq names its product proline rich coiled-coil 2C (gene PRRC2C). The record is from RefSeq and is a predicted model, not a curated record. Gene Ontology annotation, biological process: hematopoietic progenitor cell differentiation. Lineage: Eukaryota; Metazoa; Chordata; Mammalia; Scandentia; Tupaiidae.
GGGGCUGGCUGGCCGCCAUCUUGCUUCUUUUUCUCGCUCGCUCUGAGCCUCUAGGGAAGCAGGGAAAGUGCCCUGGCGGUUUAUCGGUCCGCAGUCUCGGCUCCUCGAGCCCGGUGGCCUUUCCAGCCGGCCCACUGGCACCAGCGUCCCCUCCCCGUUCCCCUGGCCAGAGCUUGGCGGAGGCCCUCGGCGUGCGCAGACUCGACCCUCCUCCUGGCCGGCUGGUUUUAAAGGGGUGUGGCAGGAGGUUUGGACUCGAUGAGUUUCCACCGAAAUGUCGGAGAAGUCAGGCCAGAGCACAAAAGCAAAGGAUGGGAAAAAGUAUGCAACACUCAGUUUAUUUAAUACUUACAAGGGUAAAUCAUUAGAAACUCAGAAAACCACAGUUGCAGCUCGACAUGGAUUACAGAGUCUCGGAAAAGUUGGUAUUUCACGGCGUAUGCCUCCACCUGCUAACCUCCCAAGUCUCAAAGCAGAAAACAAAGGCAAUGACCCUAAUGUGAAUAUUGUACCAAAAGAUGGCACAGGAUGGGCAUCAAAGCAAGAGCAGCAUGAAGAAGAAAAAACACCAGAAGUGCCACCAGCACAGCCAAAACCUGGGGUUGCAGCUCCCCCAGAAGUAGCACCUGCUCCCAAAUCAUGGGCCAGUAACAAGCAAGGUGGGCAAGGAGAUGGAAUCCAGGUGAAUAGUCAGUUUCAGCAAGAAUUUCCCAGCCUGCAAGCAGCUGGGGAUCAGGAAAAAAAAGAAAAGGAAGGAAAUGAUGACAACUAUGGACCUGGACCCAGUUUACGUCCACCAAAUGUGGCUUGUUGGAGAGAUGGUGGCAAGUCUACUGGUUCACCUUCAUCGGAUCCAGAUGGAAAGCUUCCUGGUCAGGAUGAAAGCACAGCUGGGACAUCGGAGCAAAAUGAUAUCCUCAAAGUGGUGGAGAAGAGGAUAGCAUGUGGUCCUCCACAGGCUAAACUGAAUGGACAGCAGCCUGCUCUUGCUUCCCAGUAUAGAGCCAUGAUGCCUCCUUAUAUGUUUCAGCAGUACCCAAGGAUGGCAUAUCCUCCUCUUCAUGGUCCUAUGAGGUUCCCACCUUCUUUAUCUGAAACAAACAAAGGCCUUCGAGGAAGAGGUCCACCUCCUUCAUGGGCUUCUGAGCCAGAGCGCCCAUCUAUACUCAGUGCAUCAGAACUGAAGGAGCUUGAUAAAUUUGAUAACCUAGACGCUGAAGCUGAUGAAGGUUGGGCAGGUGCUCAAAUGGAGGUAGAUUAUACGGAACAGCUGAAUUUCAGUGAUGAUGAUGAGCAAGGAAGUAGUAGUCCUAAAGAAACUAGCAGUGAGGAUCAAAGUUUAAAAACCUCUGAAAAUACUGAAAACAGGAAAGAAACAGAUGAAGUUUCUAAUGCUAAGCCAUCUUCUCAGAUACCUGCACAGCCAUCUGUCACAAAAAGUCCCCAUGGGAAAGGACCUCCAUUGAAUCAGGAACGUGGAACAUCUUCACACCUGCCACCACCUCCAAAGUUGCUUGCACAGCAGCAUCCACCUCCAGAUCGACAGGCAUUACCUGGAAGACCAGGGCCGUUCCCUCCCAAGCAGCAAGUUCCUGAUGAAGAUGAAAUAUGGAAACAAAGACGAAGACAGCAGUCAGAAAUCUCUGCAGCAGUGGAACGCGCUCGUAAACGGCGUGAAGAGGAAGAGCGAAGAAUGGAAGAACAGCGGAAGGCAGCGUGUGCGGAGAAACUGAAGCGAUUGGAUGAGAAGCUUGGCAUUGUGGAAAAACAGCCAUCUCCAGAGGAGAUUCGGGAAAGGGAACGAGAGAAAGAACGGGAGCGUGAGAAAGAACUUGAGAAGGAACAAGAACAGGAGCGAAAGAAAGAGAGAGAAAAAGAAAGAGAGAGGCAACAGGAAAAGGAGAAAGAGCUGGAGAAGGAGCAGGAAAAACAAAGGGAAAUGGAGAAGGAAAAAAGGCAAGAAAAAGAGAAAGAACUAGAACGGCAGGGGGAAAAGGAAAAAGAAUCAGCACAGCUUAAAGAACAGGAAAAGGAAUGUGAGCUAGACAAGGAGAGAGAAAAAGUGGAUGAGAAAACAGAACCCAAAGAACCUACAUUAGAGCCUGUAGUAGACAAACAAGAAAGUGAAAACAACAGCAGUAAAGAAGAAGAGCCGGUGUUCACUAGACAAGACAGCAAUCGCAGUGAAAAGGAGACCACACAAGUGGCACAUGAAACAGAGCCAGAAUCUGGGUGUCAGCCUCGGCCUGCUGUGUUAUCUGGGUACUUCAAACAGUUUCAGAAAUCUUUACCACCAAGAUUCCAGCGACAGCAGGAACAGAUGAAGCAGCAGCAGUGGCAGCAACAGCAGCAAGGUCAAAGUCAAAGUCAAGGUGUGCUUCCACACAGUGUUCCUUCACAGCCAUCCAGUGGUGCUGUCCCUCCUCCACCACACAGACCUCUGUACCAGCCCAUGCAACCUCACCCUCAGCAUUUGGCUUCCAUGGGUUUUGAUCCAAGGUGGCUCAUGAUGCAGUCCUACAUGGACCCUCGAAUGAUGUCAGGAAGACCUGCUAUGGAUAUGUCACCUAUUCAUCCUGGAAUGAUUCCUCCUAAGCCAUUAAUGAGAAGAGACCAAAUGGAAGGAUCACCAAGUAGUUCUGAGUCAUUUGAGCAUUUAGCUCGAUCCACCAGAGAUCAUGCAGUUUCCCUUUCUGAGCCUCGUGUAAUGUGGGGUUCCGACCCCUAUCCUCAUGCUGAGCCUCAGCAGGCAACAACUCCGAAAGCAACAGAAGAACCUGAGGAUGUUAGGCCUGAAGCUGCACUGGACCAGGAACAGAUAACUGCUGCUUAUGCUAUAGAACAUAAUCAGUUGGAGGCCCAUCCAAAAGCCGACUUUGUCAGAGACUCAAAUGAGACAGAAGUACAGAAAUUUUUAAGCAGAUCCGUGGAAGAUAUUAGACCUCCUCAUGCUGACGCAAAUAAUCAGUCUGCUUGCUUUGAUGUACCUGAACAAAAGACUGCAUCCUCUUCUCCAGAAGAGCGGACUUCAGCUGUGGAAAGUCAGCCUACUCGGAAAAGAAGUGUUUGUCAUGGUUCUAAUCAUAUUCAGAAAUUAGAGGAACAAAGAAAUGAGCCUCCUGCAAGCAUUCCUAAAGUAACCAGCAGAUGCAUAGAUUCAAAAGAAUCAGCAGAAAGGCAAGAAGACAAACCAAAGAAGGAUGGCUUUAUACGAUCAUCUGAAGGACCAAAACCUGAAAAAGUAUAUAAAUCUAAAUCAGAAACUCGCUGGGGCCCAAGGCCAGGCUCCAACAGAAGGGAAGAUGGUAAUGAUAGACCUGUGAGACGAUCAGGUCCCAUUAAAAAGCCUGUACUUAGAGAUAUGAAAGAGGAACGGGAGCAAAGGAAGGAAAAGGAGGGAGAAAAGGUUGAAAAGGUUACUGAGAAGGUUGUAAAACCUGAAAAGAUAGAAAAGAAGGAUCAUCUUCCUCCACCCCCACCACCUCCAGUACCGAUUCAGCCACAGUCUGUUCCUCCACCAACUCAGUCAGAACCAGAGAAAUGUCCUUCAACAGAAACUUCAGCUUUAGCUCAAAAACCGUCUCAAGAUACCGAGAAGCCUUUGGAACCUGUGAGCAGUGUUCAGGUAGAGCCUGCAGUUAAAACUGUCCACCAACAAACCGUCACAGCGCCAACAGUGAAAGAAGAAAAACAGCCUGAGAAAGUCAUCACCAAAGACCUUGUGAUAGAAAGACCUAGACCAGAUUCAAGACCAGCAGUUAGAAAAGAAUCAGCUUUACCCCCUAGGACCUAUUGGAAAGAAGCUAGAGAUAGAGAUUGGUUUCCAGAUCAAGGGUACAGAGGGCGAGGCCGGGGUGAAUAUUACUCAAGAGGUCGAAGCUAUAGAGGCUCCUAUGGAGGGCGGGGCAGAGGUGGCAGAGGACACCCUCGAGAGUACCCUCAAUACAGAGACAGUAAGCCAAGGGCAGAUCAUAUCCCCCCCCCAGGGCCUCUCAGACAGCGUGAAGAGAGUGAAACUCGAAGCGAAAGCUCUGAUUUUGAAGUUGUCCCCAAAAGGAGACGGCAACGGGGCUCAGAGACUGAUACCGACAGCGAAAUUCAUGAAAGUGCAAGUGACAAGGAUAGUUUGAGCAAAGGCAAACUUCCCAAAAGAGAGGAACGAUCUGAAAACAAAAAGCCUAUAAAACCUCAGUCUUCUUUCAAACCAGAAAAUCAUGUUCGAAUCGAUCAUAGACCACUAGAAAAACCUUAUGUAAGGGAUGAUGAUAAGUCUAAACCAAGCUUCCUUCCCAAAGGAGAGCCUACAAGGCGAGGCAGAGGGGGGACAUUCAGACGUGGUGGAAGGGAUCCUGGAGGCCGCCCCUCACGCCCUUCUACCUUACGAAGACCUGCUUAUCGGGAUAAUCAGUGGAACCCAAGACAGGCAGAAACUCCCAAACCAGAAGAUGGAGAGCCACCAAGAAGACACGAACAGUUCAUUCCUAUACCAGCAGAUAAACGACCUCCAAAAUUUGAGCGAAAGUUCGACCCGACUAGAGAGAGGCCCCGAAGGCAGCGUCCUACCCGACCACCAAGGCAGGAUAAGCCUCCUCGAUUUAGACGGCUAAGAGAAAGGGAAGCUGCUUCAAAACCAAAUGAAGUGGCAGUGCCUGCAAAUGGCACAGUUAACAGUGUGUCUCAAGAACCAGUUAAUAAUGCUGGGGAUAUUUCUGGGAAUAAGACUCCAGACUUAUCUAAUCAGAACUCAUCAGAUCAGGCAAAUGAAGAAUGGGAAACAGCUUCUGAAAGCAGUGACUUCAAUGAAAGGCGAGAAAGGGACGAAAAAAAAAAUGCUGACUCGAAUCCACAAGCAGUUGUAAAAGCCGGAGAGAACGUUUUGCCUCCAAAGAGGGAAAUAGCAAAGAGGAGUUUUUCUAGCCAGAGACCUGGAGUAGACCGUCAGAAUCGACGGGGUGGCAACAGCGGUCCACCCAAAUCAGGACGGAAUUUCCCAGGCCCUAGGAAUGAAAGGAGAAGUGGCCCACCCUCAAAAACUGGGAAGAGAGGGCCAUUUGAUGAUCAGUCUGCAGGUACAACUGGUGUUGACCCCAUCAGCAGCAGUACUGCACAUCACCAAGAAGGAGCACCUAACGGUGCAGGACAAAAGAACUCCAAAGAUUCUGCCGGGAAAAAAAGAGAAGACCCCAAACCAGGGCCUAAAAAACCCAAAGAGAAAGUAGAUGCUCUGUCACAGUUUGAUCUCAACAAUUAUGCAAGUGUUGUUAUAAUUGAUGAUCAUCCUGAAGUAACAGUAGUUGAAGAUCCACAGUCAAAUUUGAAUGAUGAUGGUUUUACUGAAGUAGUCUCCAAAAAACAACAAAAACGUUUACAGGAUGAGGAACGUCGAAAGAAAGAAGAACAAGUCGUACAGGUCUGGAACAAAAAGAAUGCAAAUGAAAAAGGAAGAAGUCAGACUUCUAAGCUCCCUCCAAGAUUUGCCAAAAAACAGGCUACAGUGACCCAGCAAACACCGUCUCUAGCCUCAGCUCCAACUACAGCCUCAGCUCCAGUUCCAGCUUCCACCUCACCUCUAACUCCAGCCUCCACCUCAGCUCCUGUUUUAGCAUCUCCUAUAGCUCCAAUUUCUGCUUCAGCCUCAGGUCCAGUUCUUACUUCAGCCUCAGCUCCAGUUUCAACCUCAACAGCACCAGUUCCAACCUCCACUUCAGCUAUAGUGACAGCCUCUUCAGCUCCAGCUUCAACCCCAGCUCCAACUCCCAUCCUUGCUGCAGCUUCCACCCCAGCCUCUGUCCCCAUGCUUGCCACACCCUCAAUUCCCAUUCUUGCUUCAGCCUUAGCACCAGCUUCAUCUCCGACUCCAGCCUCAACUCCCACACCAUCUAUCUCAACCCCAGCUGCCCCAGCCUCAGCCCAAACUGCCUCAGUCCCACUUACUCCAGCCACAGUCCCUACCCCAGCCCCUGUCCCGGUGCCUACUGUUCCAUCCCAGGCUCAGGCACUGACCCACAAACCAGUCCAGAACCCACUGCAGACUGCAGCCCAGUCUUCAAAGCAGCCACCACCUUCAAUUAGGCUGCCUUCAGCUCAGGCACCAAAUGGCACAGAUUAUGUAGCUGCAGGAAAAUCUAUCCAGACCCCACAGUCUCAUGGCACUCUUACAGCCGAGUUAUGGGAUAACAAGGUGGCCCCACCAGCUGUGCUGAAUGACAUCUCUAAGAAAUUAGGUCCCAUUAGUCCACCACAGCCACCUUCAGUAAGUGCAUGGAAUAAGCCCUUAACAUCGUUUGGAUCCGCUGCUGCAGCAGAGGGAACAAAGAAUGGUCAAGAAAGUGGAGUUGAAAUUGGAAUUGACACAAUUCAGUUUGGUGCUCCAGCUUCAAAUGGGAACGAAAAUGUUGUUCCUGUGAUUUCAGAAAAAUCUUCCGACAAAAUAGCUGAACCUAAAGAACAACGGCAGAAGCAGCCACGGGCAGGACCUAUCAAAGCCCAGAAGCUUCCAGAUUUGAGUCCAGUAGAAAACAAAGAACAUAAACCUGGUCCCAUUGGAAAGGAACGUUCAUUAAAAAAUAGAAAAGCGAAAGAUGCCCAACAGGUGGAGCCAGAAGGACAAGAGAAGCCAAGCCCUGCCACAGGCAGAAGCACAGAUCCUGUCACAACAAAGGAAACCAAAGCAGUCACUGAAAUGUCUACUGAAAUAGGCACAAUGAUCUCAGUGUCAUCUGCAGAAUAUGGGACUAAUGCAAAGGAGUCUGUAACAGAUUACACUACACCUUCUUCUUCUCUGCCUAACACUGUGGCCACUAACAAUACAAAGAUGGAGGAUACUUUGGUUAAUAAUGUGCCCUUGCCCAACACUCUUCCCCUCCCUAAGAGGGAGACUGUACCGCAGAGCUCCAGCCUAACUUCAGUUCCUCCCACUACUUUCAGCCUCACCUUCAAGAUGGAGUCUGCACGCAAGGCAUGGGAGAAUUCUCCAAACCUAAGGGAAAAGGGGUCUCCGGUGACUUCUACGGCACCUCCAAUUGCAGGUGGAGGCAGCAGUAGUGCCAGUGGACCAAGCACUGCUAAUUACAACUCGUUCUCAAGUGCAUCGAUGCCUCAGAUACCUGUUGCUUCAGUCACUCCUACAACAUCACUAUCAGGAGCGGGUACAUAUACUACCUCUUCUUUGAGCACAAAAUCUACAACCACAUCAGAUCCUCCUAAUAUUUGUAAAGUGAAACCCCAGCAAUUACAAACAAGCAGCCUGCCUUCUGCGAGUCACUUUUCUCAGCUCAGCUGCAUGCCUUCCCUCAUUGCACAGCAACAGCAGAGUCCACAAGUGUACGUGUCUCAGUCGGCAGCAGCUCAAAUACCAGCUUUCUAUAUGGACACAAGUCAUCUAUUCAAUACCCAGCAUGCACGAUUGGGCCCACCGUCCUUGGCUCAGCAACAGGGCUUUCAGCCAGGGCUCUCACAGCCAACUUCAGUCCAGCAGAUUCCAAUCCCUAUUUAUGCACCACUGCAAGGGCAGCAUCAAGCCCAGUUGAGUUUGGGAGCUGGGCCUGCUGUUUCCCAGGCUCAGGAGCUAUUCAGUUCUUCACUUCAACCGUAUAGAUCUCAGCCAGCCUUUAUGCAAAGCAGUUUAUCCCAGCCUUCGGUGGUCCUUUCUGGUACUGCUAUCCACAACUUUCCAGCUGUCCAACACCAGGAACUUGCCAAAGCACAAUCGGGUCUUGCCUUUCAGCAAACUUCAAAUACUCAGCCUAUUCCUAUAUUAUAUGAACAUCAGCUGGGUCAAGCAUCAGGGCUCAGUGGUUCCCAGCUGAUUGAUACACAUCUUCUCCAGGCUAGAGCAAAUCUUACCCAGGCUUCAAAUAUUUAUUCUGGACAAGUACAACAGCCUGGUCAGACAAAUUUUUAUAACACUGCCCAGUCACCAAGUGCUCUCCAGCAGGUAAACUAUGGCAUGGUUACAGUACCUUUACCAGCAUCCCAGCUUCCUUUACCGAAUUUUGGAUCUACAGGACAGCCUUUAAUUGCUUUGCCUCAGACUCUUCAGCCGCCAUUACAGCAUACCACCCCACAAGCACAGGCUCCCAGUCUGAGCCGUCCUGCACAAGUGAGCCAGCCUUUCAGAGGAUUAAUCCCAGCUGGAACGCAGCAUAGCAUGAUUGCGACCACAGGAAAAAUGUCUGAAAUGGAACUUAAAGCCUUUGGAAGUGGCAUUGAUAUAAAGCCAGGCACACCUCCAAUCGGCGGUAGAAGCACCACACCAACAUCUAGUCCCUUCCGGGCUACUUCCACAAGUCCGAACAGCCAGUCCAGCAAAAUGAACAGCAUUGUCUAUCAGAAGCAGUUCCCCGCAGCUCCUGCCACAGUGAGAA